AUGAAGUUGGAUAUAAAUACUUUAGAAACGCAACUAAUUAUUGAAGACUGGUUUAAUAUUAAUGAAGAUAAUGAAAACGAAACAACAAAAAAUUUAACUUCGUGUGUAUUAAUUGAAAAAGUUGAGGGAAAAAUUCAAAAGUGCAAAAAUACAGAAAGUUUUCGAACAUUAUGGCAACUUGUUGGAACGUGGCAAAUAGAUAGUGAAAAAAUUUUAGAAGUAGAUUGUGAUCUAAUUUGCGAACCAGCCUUCGAAGAUAUUAAAAAUUUACGUUAUAUCUGUUCGGAGUAUUAUGAAUUGGAAGGUGGACAUUUUCAUAUAAAACCUGGUAAAGGAAGAACAUCGGCAACUUGCUUUCAUGAUCAAGAUGUUAAAAAAAAUUUAGAAAUAAUUGCACAUUGGUUACUUUAUGUUAAAAAUAAUAAAGAUGAAGAAUAUUAA
This is a messenger RNA of Funneliformis geosporum, 441 nucleotides long. The record is from the annotation of a GenBank genome assembly. Lineage: Eukaryota; Fungi; Glomeromycota; Glomeromycetes; Glomerales; Glomeraceae.